AACACCGAAAAGUGUGAUCGAAUUCUGGGCUGCCGACUUGCUUGUUUCCUCGAACCAGCAGCCUCCGAAUCAAUCUAAGAAACGGUCAAACCCCAACAAAAGCAACAUCAAACAAGAAGGUCAACAAACAGCCUCAUACAAUCGUUGUUGAUCAAAAUCAAGCCUCCUGAAAUAAUAGAGAGAAAGAGAGACAGGCAACAACCCGCAUCUAGGAAUCACAAAAAAAUGGGGCUAUUCUCAAUGACUUUAGCUGGUAGUGGUUUUAUUCUGAUAGGUGCAUGGGAAUCUCUCACAUCCUCAACCGCAAGCCAAAACCGGAACUCAGUUUCAAAUCCAUCUUCACCGCUGAAGCAAACACCAAAAUCAGCGACUCAAAGAAACUCAAACUCAUCUUCCUCUUCUGCGAACUAUAUCACUGUCACCAUCUUCUCCCUUCUCUUUAUUGUCAACUCUCUAAUCUCCUUCUUCAACGCUGUUAACUCACGAGAUCAAGUUGGCUCAGCCCUUCAACUACAAAUCCUAGCUGUUGCAGCUCUUUUCUUGUUAUACUCAGUUUUGGGUCUUUUAUCGAAUUUUUCAAGUUUUGUUCGGUUCCCUUCUUCGAUCCUUAAUUUGAUUGUUUUGUUCGCAUUUGUUGAAGAGUUUCUUCUGUUUUAUAUGCAAAGAAAGGACCCAAGUGGAAUAGAGAACAGGUAUUUCGAUCUUAUGCUUGUGCCCAUUUUGAUAUGUGUGGUUUCUACGACUCUUGAACUGAAAUCACCAUGGAAAUCGAAUGAUUAUCCAAGAAUAGCACGUGGGGUUGGGUUGAUUUUGCAAGGGAUGUGGAUUGUGCAAAUGGGUCUUUCUUUUUACACCAAUUUGAUUGUUCAUGGUUGCUCUUUGCACGAAAAGAGUAGAGGGAAUUACAGUAUCAAAUGUAAAGGACAUCCUGAGUAUCAUAGAGCAAGAGGAAUCGCUACUCUUCAAUUCAAUUGCCAUCUUGCUCUGCUAGUGAUUUCCGCGAUGAGUGUCUACUCAGUCAUGGCUAAAAAUAACGGGGCUCGUGGUGAUUCGUAUAAACCUCUUGGAGCAGAGAUGCAGCAAAUGGAGAAUCAUGGCAUGUUCACUUUGGAUUCUGAUGAUGAUGAGAUUAGAGAAGAAGAGGAUGUUACUAUGAAGAAAGGCGCUGUGGUGGCUGUUAAUGGUUUUGGAUCUCAUGAAUGAGGGACAUUAUCUGCAGUUAGAAUGUGUUCCCGCAUGUAAUGUUGGAGUUAAAUAUAAAGAGUUAGAAAAGAAAAUCAAUGAACAACAUGGAAGCUCCAGAAGUUCUGAUACCUUAUGCUGUAGAUCAUUGAGCUGAUCAAUCAUGUAUUGGGCCUGUAAGGCAGCAAGAGGAAUUAUGAAGUUGAUAUAUGUACUGCUGAGUGUCAAGUGUUCUGUUACAUAUAAAAGUACUUGUGUGCGAUGAAGUCAAAUUUAUAACAUCUAACCAGUUUUAACUGCAA
Molecule: messenger RNA, 1484 nt
Organism: Populus trichocarpa (black cottonwood)
Lineage: Eukaryota; Viridiplantae; Streptophyta; Magnoliopsida; Malpighiales; Salicaceae
Exons: 2
Coding region: 226-1203 (325 amino acids)
Source: RefSeq, a predicted model, not a curated record